Molecule: messenger RNA, 288 nt
Organism: Theileria equi strain WA
Lineage: Eukaryota; Apicomplexa; Aconoidasida; Piroplasmida; Theileriidae
Exons: 3
Coding region: 1-288 (95 amino acids)
Source: RefSeq, a predicted model, not a curated record
AUGGCAGGAUCAGAUUCUAAACAUAAGUCGUCAUCAUUGGUCGACUUGACUCGCUUCUUGGAUAGUGGUAUUCUCACUCUCUUUACCAUUUUCCUAUCUUGCACCUUCCUCUUUAUGUUUGGAGAACUCCUCAAGCUCGUCGCUAAACUCGAGUUCCCAAAUGACCAAGUGUUCAAGAGGGCAUUGGGAAAGCUAUUCCCAUUCAGAAAAAGCUACGACUUUAAUCUCACUCACUCACUCUUGUUCUCACUCUGUAUCAUACUCUUGAGUCUCAGACGCUCCGGAUAA